Messenger RNA from Hevea brasiliensis (rubber tree), 958 nucleotides. Its product is annotated as RING-H2 finger protein ATL73-like. The transcript has a single exon. Bases 200 to 694 code for a protein of 164 amino acids. Lineage: Eukaryota; Viridiplantae; Streptophyta; Magnoliopsida; Malpighiales; Euphorbiaceae. The record is from RefSeq and is a predicted model, not a curated record.
ACUUGAUGAAAACAACCAAUCAAUAGAAAAUUAUUCAAGAGGAAGAGAAAUCUAUGCCUCUUCUUUUUCUUUCUUGCAAUAUCAUCAUGCGAGAAAAAGUAGAUAGAAAGUGGAUUAUCAAGUAAGCAUAUCACAUGCCACCAUUUCCCCUAUCAUAUUAACACCAUUCAUUGUCUACCAACUUCCCAUCCCUUAUUCUAUGGCUCAAAUCUCACCAUCCCCCACCUUAAGCGCCCAAGAACCACCGCAGCUGCCACCAGCAACUUCCGCAGAUUUCAAUAUCAUGGUCAUCAUAGCUGCUAUGUUAUGUGCUUUGGUUUGUGCUCUAGGCCUCAACUCCAUGUUACACUGUGUAUUUCAGUGCACACGCCGUGCAAUAACUGAGACUGUAGAAUGGGUAGUCUCUCGUAGACACAACACUGGCCUAAAGAAGAAGGAAAUGGUUGCUUUGCCAACCUCUACUUAUUCUGAUGAUCAGAGUUCUUCUUCACCAUCAACGGCUUCUGCUUCAGGUUGUGCUAUUUGCUUAGCAGACUUUGCCAACGGCGACAAGCUCAGGAACCUGCCGAAAUGCAAUCAUCGGUUCCAUGUUGUGUGCAUAGAUAAGUGGUUGAUUUCCAACUCUUCAUGCCCUACCUGCCGCGACAAGCUCCACUCUUUGCCCUCUCUAGAUCAGAUAGUCACAUCCUUAUGAUGAAACAUCAUCUUGGUAUUAUUAUUUAAUUGCUUAAUUAGUGUUUCUUUAUCUGUUUUCUCAAGUAAUUAGCUAAUGGUGUUGCUUUUGUUUUCCCUUCUUCAAAUGUAUCUUCCGAACCAAACUCGGUUGGUAUAACGAGGGAGAAGGACUUGCGUUUUUUGCUUGAGCGUUGAGAGCAGUAUGGCCUUUAGCUAUCAGACAGAAAAGUGUUUGUAUCAUCUGUUUUUAGUAGUAGAAAAUUUAGUAAGGAUGCGUUUUUAA